AUGGAACGCCCUAUUCCCAAUGGCAAUCUACAGAACCUCUGCCUCUCUCUCAGCAGGAAACUGCUACAUCUGCAACCCCUCCAAAAAAAAACACCAUUCGCCACCCUUACCCUUGGUACCCUUAUGAAAGCAGAUGGUUUCCCUCCCGGCGUUUUCCAAAUCCUCACCGGGGACGGCUCAACAGGCUCUGUACCCAUCCAGAAGAAGGCUCUCGCGGCGGCUGCAGCUAGCAACCUCAAGCGGUAUAAUCAUGAGAAGGGAAUGGUCGAUCGAGCUUUGGAGCAAGGAGAUGGAAAGCUUUUGACGAGCGGAAACCCCGUAGGCGACAAGGGCUUCUGGUUCCCCCCCGCUUUCAUCGAAGUCGCCAAAGAAUCCAAGAGCACAAACAAAGAGAUCUUUGGCCCGGUGUCUGUUAUCGAGAAGUUCAAGGACAAGGCCGAAGUCAUUGCUCGAGCGAAUAAUAGUGAGCAUUGA
Messenger RNA from Fusarium tjaetaba, 474 nucleotides. RefSeq names its product aldehyde dehydrogenase. The transcript is spliced from 4 exons. The record is from RefSeq and is a predicted model, not a curated record. NCBI's taxonomy places the organism in Eukaryota, Fungi, Ascomycota, Sordariomycetes, Hypocreales, Nectriaceae. Gene Ontology annotation, molecular function: aldehyde dehydrogenase (NAD+) activity. The coding region runs from base 1 to 474 and encodes 157 amino acids.